This is a messenger RNA of Rhagoletis zephyria (snowberry fruit fly), 11209 nucleotides long. RefSeq names its product endoplasmic reticulum export factor secretory 16. NCBI's taxonomy places the organism in Eukaryota, Metazoa, Arthropoda, Insecta, Diptera, Tephritidae. Gene Ontology annotation, biological process: Golgi organization. The record is from RefSeq and is a predicted model, not a curated record. Gene Ontology annotation, cellular component: ER to Golgi transport vesicle membrane; endoplasmic reticulum exit site.
ACGUCUGAAACAGGAGAGAAACGUCAGAAAACGCAGGGUGACUUUUCUUCAUCAUUGCACGAAGUUUGCAGUGUUCGGAAAUAUUGCAGUUUUGUCAAACGAAAAGCAUUUAGUGAAUUAAAAUCGAGUGCAGACGAUAAACGAAUGUGCCAUCAGAUUUAGUUCAAGUGAAAUUAUGCAUUUCAAAGUGUGUGAAAACACGAAACCGAAAAUCAAACAUACCUAAUUGAAAAACAAAGACCUCCAAUUUCAGUGUGUAAAUUGUAAGAAAAAAAAAUGUCUUGGGUGCAACAAAAUGCAUCACCGCUACCGCCUACGCUGUUACCGCAUCAACAAUCUCUACAGCAGCCGCCAAAUCAGCAAAUCUCUUAUUCGGAACAACAGCAAAAGCAUCAAAUACCACCGCAGUCUCAACCAAAUCGGCAUUUAUCAACACAGGCUCCACUAGCACAACCGAAUUCUGCUGGCACCAACAUCACUAAUGCUUAUACGAAUCCGGUACCGCCUCUUGCAUCUAACCUUCCCCCCUCCACUGGCGCAUAUUUGAGCAAACCUAUAAAUGCUAACAAUAACACUACUCAGCCUCAACAGCAAAACCACCAACAAAACUCAAUGAGAGCACAAAUGCAUGCCAACGGUGGCACACACCAACAGCAGCAUGGCCACAUUGACUUGCAGCAGCAACAGCCUACACCAGCUUCUGCCGCCUGGCAGCAACCAACUUACGUGCAGCCAAAUAAAAUGUUGCCAGCUAAUGCAGCCACUGCUAACACUAAUUGGCCACACCAACAGCAACCGCUACAGCAGCAACAACAGCAACAACAACAGCAACAACAACAACAGCCGCAUACCAACAACUUAUAUGCCGCGCAGCAACCGCAUACCAAUGUUACGCAUAAUAUCUGGCAACCGCCAGAUUUGCCGCCAGCCGAUGUUGCAAAUAAUGUGCCACAGCAGCAGCAACCACAAUAUAUACACCAAACAACUUACGACAAUUAUUUCACAUCAAAUCAAAUGACUCAGCAGCAGCCGCCGCAGCCACCGCUGUCAACUGUACAGCAGCCGACGUAUCCACAACCGCCACAGCAGCCGCAACAGCAGCAAGUAGCUCAUGACGCAGCAAAUUUUUUUCAGUCGCAGCCACAAUAUCAACAGCAGCAGCCAGCACAAUCAGCCGCUGAUAUAUUCGAUAACAAUAAUGCGACUAAAAGCGAAGGCUGGGGCGACUGGGAUUGGAAUGAUAAUGGUAAUGUGAUUGGUGGUGACGCUGAGCAGGUGCCAGCUGGCAAGCAGCAAAAGCAACCAAUGCAGUUACCGAUUCAUAAGCCCGUGCAGCAUCCACCACAACAACAACAUUCGUUCGAACAGCAAUCGACCAAUUAUACAACUACAAGUGUAAUUGAGGACAGUUUUGGUACACAAUCGUCAAACGAUAACUGGAAUUGGAAUCUAAGUGAUGAUGUAAAUGCGAAUGCCAACACUGUAGGCGUUGAAAAGCAGUCAACAACACUACAACCACCUCAAGUGCCAACUAACACUACAACAAAUAAUCGUCAAGCGUCACAAGUGCCCCGACAAGUUGCAAGCAGCAUUCAAGUGCCGCAGCAGCAAGCGGCAGAAUUUGCUGGUACAGAUGCUAGUGGCGUGAAGGCAGUAGCAGCAAAUAUUUUGGUCAAACCUACUUCGCUCCGACUCACCAAGGCGACCAAUGAAAACUAUAACACCAGCGCGCUACCAAUGGCCCCCAACUUUAUCGCUUCCGCACCCUCAUCGACCGUCAGCAGUGUGAGCGUCACAACUAACAGCAACAUUCCGAAUUCCGUUUACGUGUCACAAGCUAAACCGGUUUCACGUCCUUCACGGCAGUACGCUUCACCACCCGGCGUUGCCAGUCCUACAACUGAGCCAUUGGAAAAUGCCUUGGCACCACCUCAGGCAUUCCAAAAUGAAAUUUCAGCAACACAGCUGGAAUCUAAUCCGCCGUCUGUGGCACCUGUUACUAACAGCGCGCCAAAUCUGCCGCUGCAAAACCUGCCACCACCCGCUAUGACUCCCCCGAGCAGUUUGCCACCACCACCUGGCGCUGGCGCCGCUGCAGCUAGCAACCCUUUCAAGCGUGCUGGCGCUGCACAGCAUCAUCGCGCUGGUCUGCUGGCUACAAGCAGUGCUGCGCAACCUCCAGUAGUGCCACAACUGUCUUCGGCUGUUGCUACGGCCUUUGCGGUGCCACCACCCCCUGCUGAUUUUGCCAAUCCGCUACUCAAUCACUUGGAGCCCGACAAUUCUGAAAUUUUACAUGAAAAUCAGGAAGUCUUAGGUGCGGCAGUGUCAUCGCCGCCAACAGCGAUCACACUACUUGGCACAACAGCAGCUGCAACCGUUACACAAGCAUCUUUACCGCCACCACCGCCGCCCAACGAUGAGCGCAAUCAAUAUUUGCAGACUAGUCCGCUGUCGGAGAACCCCGAUGAAGAGCUCAAUUUGGAAGCAGACAGCUUGCCACCACCGGGGCUCUCGCGCCUCGUGCUGGGGCAGCCAGAGCUGUUGGAAGCAUCGCAGCGCAUGGUUACUGGUACCGAAGAGCCGGCAAAUAUGCAUAUGGAUGAACGUCAUGCCGAUGGCGAGGACACAUCGCUGGAGCAAGCGCAAGCAACAACGCUGCUGAAUGCCUCCCAGCGCGUUAACAUAGGGAAUGGCGGCAAUUUGGGAGCUCCUGCCGCUGCCUCCGUGAACAACAGCAACACUAUCGAUAUUACCACAGACCGUAAUUUGUAUUUGGUGCCCGGCGAAAGCAAUGUUAACAACGAGCAACGUGUUGUUACGGGCGUGGAAAGGUCACCUGAGGGCAAUGCACCAGCGCCACCAUCUCAAAUCGCCAGCGGACAGCGCGAAAUCGAACUUGACGGCGAAAAUUUGGAAGACCAACAGCAAGAGCAACAACAACUGCUGCUACAGCAGCAGCAGCAGCAUCAGCAUCAGCAGAAUCAGCUGCCCCCUCCCCUUCUCACUGUGAACAGCCGUGACGAGCCACCUUUGGAGGGCGCUGCUGCCACCGCUGAGCCACUUGCACCAUCAGCCACUGACGAUCAUGAUGUGCAUCAACAUCACGCUCAGCAUCACCAGUCGUCGAAAUCGAAGGAUCUCUCCAAUGCUUCCACUGGCAACGAUGAGAGCGAUCCGGUGGCCGAGCAUCACCAUCACGCCACGCGCUACUUAGGCAGCAACAAGUCACGCAAGCACUCGAUCGGCGAAUUGGAUCGCAAGGUUCUGGAUCGUCAUCAACAACAGCGGCGCGACAAGCAUCGCAGUUCUGUCGAUCGUUAUGAAAGCGAUGAUCUCGAGCUCGAUGAGUCUGAACCCUAUUCAAGUGAUCGUGAACGCGAGCGCGAACGAGAGCGUGAGCGUCGACGCGGUUAUCGUGAAGGUAGCGUGCGCAGCGAUCGUGAACGCGAGGAGCGUGAGUAUGCGAAGGAUAAGCGGCGCCGCGCUGGCGAACGUGGCGAAAAGCGCGACGAGCGUGGCGCUGGCGAACGUGAAAAAUUGCGCGAAAAGUAUUAUGGCCGUGAAAGUGGUAAAUCAGAUACAGUGCGUCGCAGCGUGCGUCACAGUCGGCAGUAUGAAGAAGAUGCCGACGAUGUGUCCAGUCGGCGCAAAGAGCUGGCGCGUCGCAGCGGCGCGCGUCAUCACAAUGAAGAGCGCGCAGGCCGUAGUGAUCGUAGUGAACGCGACUAUGAUGACUAUAAUCGCCGCCAACGUGGCUCAAACAAACGCGUUGGAGAGAAGGGUAUCGACGAUGGACGCGAUGCACGCCGCAGCAACUAUGUAGAUGAGGAACGCCGUGAGCAGAGACGCGCACGACGCGAACGUGGUGGUGAUAAUGACACAAUCGAGCGCCGGCAUCGCGCUGGUGGUGGUGAAAAGCCAACGCGUGCUGAACGUGGUGAGCGCGGCGAUGCACGGGAAUAUGAAGAGUACCGCAAACAGAGUUCGCGUAAUGCACGCGAAAGUGAUUUGGAAAAAGAGCGUGGCGUACGCUACGAUCCACGACAUGCCGCGAUGUACGGUUAUCCCCCGGGAGCGUUUGGUUAUGAUCCUUACACCUCCUAUUAUUAUGAGCAAAUGGCGCGCACCAAUCCGCAGGCAUACUCGGAGUGGUACAAGAAGUAUUAUGGCCACGCUAUGGCUGCCAACACUACUGCGUCAGGGUUAGGCGCGCAUGCUGCGGCUGGUGGUGAUCACGCCAGCUUAAAUAGUAGCUCGUUGGCGGCGGCUACGGCCGACGGACGCGAGUCAGUACAUUCGGGACGCAGUUCGGUUCAAAAUGAUAAGGAUCGGUAUACACAUGCUUACAUUUCACAAGCCAAUGAAUAUCAUCGUCAUUUGCAACAGCGCCAUCUGCAAUCGCACCACCAACAGCAGCAGCAACAACAACAGCAACAGCACCACAUGAUUUUCAAUCAACAACACAUAAAUAUGUCGCUCAAUUCAACAAUGCUCGAUGAUGGCAUGCCCAGCUUGUAUGGCGCUGCUGGUGAGGAUUUACGCGCUGCACGUUCCACCAGCAAUUUAUCCCAAAUUGGCAGCGGUAUCGGUAUCGGCAUCGGUGGUCACAGUGGCAACGGUGGUUUAACGGCUUAUUAUGCUGGCGUUGGUGGAGCCUACUACGCGCGUUCUGACUACGCGGAGUCCAGAUCGGGUCAUGUAUCAUUGCGCGAUGUUGAUGCCAUCGCCGAACCCGAUCCACAACGUUUGACACCACGUAAAUUCGUCAACGAACAUGCAAUUGCUACGCUGUCGGCUGGCAUACUCGUCACCGUUAAGCCGAAGUACACCUCGCAUGGCGCCAUCAGCAAUAUUGUGAAAUUGCAACGCUUGGGCGCCAACGAUGCGACACGUCAACUCUUCCAGGCCUAUCCUGGUCCGUUGGUACGUGGCCUUACACACAAGAAAACAAUUAUUGAAUUCUGCGAGGAGCAGAUACGUUUGGGUCCAAUGGAGACCACAAUCUAUGCCAAGCAGCUGUUGUGCAAUAAUAUCGAGAAAUAUCGUGGCUCAUACACGCUGAUGUGGAAUUUGCUAAUUUUGUUGCUGCGUCAAAAUGGCAUGGUCGUUGGCACAGAUAUAGCAGAGCUGCUUUUGAAAAAUCAACAACAAUUCCCAUAUCAAGCAGAAAACACUGACGAUAAUUCGUCUGCGCUUAGUGGCGAUGAGGAGGAAUCGGGAGAGGCUGCCGCACUAGAAACUGAGUCGCCCACUGCACACGAAAACACAGAACAUGCUACAGCAACUCAUGUAGAUGGCGCACCAAAAUCCACUACCACACUCACGACUCCACCAGCUCUGAGCGAAACUGAGAUAACCGAAAAGUUCCGCAACUAUUUGCUCUAUGGCAAUGUAAAUGAGGCGCUCGAUUGGGCCACUGAUAACAAUCUCUGGGGUCAUGCGCUCUUCCUCGCCUCCAAGGUGGAUCGUCGUUCGCAUGCCAAUGUCAUGAUGAAGUUCGCCAAUAAGUUGGAGUUGAACGACCCAUUGCAAACACUGUAUCAGUUGAUGAGCGGCCGCCAGCCGUCGAGUGUGACCAGCGUGCAGGAUGAGAAGUGGGGCGAUUGGCGUCCACACCUUUCGAUGAUACUGUCGAACACGUCACAAAAGCCAGAAUUGGAUCGUAAAUCGAUAACAACGCUCGGCGAUUCGUUGCUAAAUCGUGGUGACCUAUUUGCCGCUCACUUUUGCUAUCUAAUGGCACAGGUGGGAUUCGGACGCUAUCAGGAGAGCGCCACACAGGAGAGCACGCUGCAGCAGCAUUUGCCAAAACUCGUUUUACUUGGCUCGUCUCAUUAUAAAACUUUCAACGAUUUCGCAACCAGUGAAGCCAUUAUAAUGACCGAAAUUUAUGAGUAUGCUUGCUCGCUGAAUGAUGAUAAAUUCUCGCUAGUCGAGUUUCAGCCUUAUAAAUAUUUGCUGGCCACACGCUUGUUGGAUUACGGCUACCAUUUACGUAGCUUAAUGUAUUUCGAGCAAAUAGCGCUACAUAUACAACGCGAUCCAAGCAAAUAUGAGCCAAGCUUUAUCAAUAAGAUCUAUCAAUUUGCUGAUCGCCUCAAACACUAUGAUCCAGUGUUGGAGCGUUCAAUCGAUGAUCAACAGCAAAAUGCCGAAGAAAAUUUAAAUAACAGUCAGUUACCGAAUUUUGAAGAGCAAACGUGGUUGAAAGACUUGCGCGCCAUCGCAGUGCAACAUAAGAUUGAAUACCCCAGCCCUGCUGCACCUGGCUAUGUACAAAGUACUGAGACGCAGAGUCUAAUUGAUCAACAAUUUGCGGAGAUAAAUAAACAAUUUAAUGAGCUGAAUAUGCAAUAUAAUAGUAUCAGCAAUGCCGAACAACCGCCUGCUUUCUAUAAUCCAGAUACACAACAGCAACAGCCACAGCCACAACCACUUCAUGAUUUGAAAGCUGAUCCCUAUAAUCAACAGCCACAACAAUCAGCAGUAGCUACGGCCGAUUACAACAACCUUCAAGGGAGCGCAGAUCAGCAAGCUCCUCCACCAUACUCAGAUGUCGCUGCGCAAAAGUCGGUUGAUGCCAGCGAUGCCUAUGCUUACUACAAUCAGCAGCAACAACAAUAUAUGCAACCAGAUUUACAGCAACAACAAUCACACUCAAUCCCAUACUAUGAUCCUACACAGCAACAACAACCACAACCACAGCAACAUUAUCAAGGUUAUGGCGCUGAAUCAAUGGCAGCGCAAAAUAAUGCUGGAGCCUAUGACUACUGGGCACAACAGCAACAGCAACAACAUGUUGGUUAUGGUGAUGAGUACUCUACAAAUGAUGAUAACGCUAAUGAACUAGUGUUAGCAGGAACAGAACCAGCAGAAACGCCAUCUCCAGAAGACUCCGCUAAAAGUGUUGAACAAAAUUUAAAAUCAAAUGAUGUAUUAACAUUGAAACAAGCGCCUGCCAAGGCAAGAUCAACAGCAAAGACAUACACAACCACUUUGGAGAGUGGCAGCAAGUUGCAGCAACAACAACCGUUGAAAAUAACCGCUGCAGCAGCCAAAUUAUAUAACAGUUAUGAUGGUCCGCAGACGCGUGUGGCAAAGAAGCUUAACACCAAUUACAAGAACAACAAGGAGCAACAAAAGCAACAACACUCAGCGAAACUGGCUACAUCUUUUCUAAGUUCGCCGCCAGAUGUAAGUAAACAAAGUAAUGUUUUGCUACCGCAACAGCAACUUCAGCACCAACAGCAGCAGCAGCAACAGCAAAAAAAUCAGGUCUUGCCAAAAAUGCCAAAUAAACUGCUAGAGCAGCAACAAACGCUUGCACAAAAAAUAAAUGCAUUUAAUGAAAAGUCAAAUAGAAAUUUAAGCACAAACCCGAAUUCGCAUUCGAACGGGAGCGGUAUAGUAAAGCGGGUCAAUUUCAAUCUGCCGCAGGAGGUGGAAGUGGUGGCGGAGAGGGUAGAGGGGCCCAGUAAGAAAUUGCCACCACCACCAUCACCUACCGGUGGUAGUGUUGCCAAUUUUAGUACUAAAGCUAGUUGUAGUAGUAGAAAUAGUAGUAGUAGCGGGAGCUGUAGCAGUGGUAGUAGUAGGGCCGAAGUCGCAGUAGCGCACGCCAAGGCGGUCGCAGCUGCGGUGAUAACUGAAAGUGGAGACACUCAAGACGCUUCCAACAAAGGCUGUGUUGCAUCACAAUCCAACAAAGCGCUCACCAGCUAUCCAUCAAGAAACACCGACACUUCCAGCAAACCUCUUUCACUGCCGUCGUGCAGCAGGCAUGCUUCUAAAGGCAAUAGCUUAAGUAGUGGCAGAGCCGCAUCUCAUCGCUUCCACACAUCACCGUACAAACAAAUCGUCUACAACGGCACCUAUCCCAUCGAUAUGCCCCUGCAGUCGCGUUUCCAAGCGUUGGGCCGCGACUAUGAUCCCGAAGCGAAUGCUGAAACGGCGCGUUGCAAGUAUGCGCACAUGCUGAACGACUAUGAUUUGGAUGAAUGCGAUAUACUCGGCGAUGUGGCAGAAGAAGAUGAGGACGAGGAUUUCGAUGAGGAUGAUGAUGACCUCCUGGUUGAUGAUCUAGAUGGGGAUGUAGAGGGCAUACCAUAUGAUUUGGAAGAGUUGAUUGCUCAACAAGAGCGCCCGCAGCGAAGCUUCUUCAGCCGACUGGGUAUCAUCAAAGAGGCGAGUAGCGUGUCGUUGGCUAGCAGCAGCGGCGGCACCGCCGGCCGUGGUGGUGAUACUGUUUCCACUAGCAAACAUCAUGCAGUAUGGUCUAUGCAGGAGCUUAUUGCCAAUCCAUCAAUACCGCUAAACUAUGAGAAGAUGUGCCAUGAAGUUGAGCAAAGUUUGACGUCAUUCGAAAAGUACCUGGACUCGAAAUCGAUUGAGCAACGGAAGACGCAGCAGCAGCCAGUGCGUACUUUCGAUGUGGAUGGGCCGAUUGGAGAGGCGCACGAAAAGAAACAUAUUUAAGGGGCAAAAUGAGGGCAAAAUGAGGGCAGAGAUUUAGCGAUUUAGUCGUCGUACAAAAAAAUUGUACGCAUACCCCUUAGUUGGAAUUUUAUUAGAAGUGUGUAGAGAAUUUUACUGUACACCUUACUGCUUUCUUAACAAAACAUUUUUAUUUGUAAAAAUGGCAAUUCUUAAAAUAAUGUCGUUCGGAAUACUGCAUUGGGAAGUUUCGUUGUUUUUAAUUCGCAUCAUAUGUAUGUAUGUAUGUAUAGAUAUGUUAUAUGUUUACUGUGUGUAUUAGAAACUACAUAUUUUACCUGUAUUUUACCUUUGUGUAUCAGGAAUACAUAACUCCCUAUAUUUAAUUCAGACUCGAAUUCGAAAAACUCGAAAAUGUAUGUAUCUCACAGUAUAUUAUAACCCAUUUGCACCAAAAGCUUAACUGCAGCUUAUUUCUUAUCUUUUUGCUUUUUGUCUUUUGUUUGCUUGUACUUUUCAUAAGCAAUUACCCCCUUCGAGUUGUAAUCUCCUUUUUCCAAUAGUUAUAAACUGCAGUUAAGGCUUGGUGGAAAUGAAUUGGUUAGAUAAACAAUAUAAAAAUAUCGAAUUUAAUUUUUUUUAUGAGAAUUCAUACGCACCAUUUAUCCGUCGCUCGAAUUGUUACUCAAAAUAUGAACUCAUCUUAAGAGUACAAAAAUGUAAAAAAACUUUUUUUUGGAGGGUUCAUAAGCACUCUUUGAUUCUGGUACAAUAAUAAACCUAAAACAAAUUAAGAAACCACUCCCUUGAUUUAAAAUAUUUAAUUUCAGACCAAAAAAAAUGUAUCAUUUCCUAAUGACGUAUUUCCACUGGGUGUUAAAUGACAAAAAUUUCAAUGAAAAAGUUAGCUUUACCAAUCGGUUUUCACAUGCCUUUGUUUAUAUGGUAAACAGUUAUUGUGAUUUUGGUCAUUUUAAUGCCUGAUGGAAAUUUGGUAUAAGAAAUUAUUUUUCUCUGGCUCCCAACAUAAAUAUAUUUUUUUUUUUAAAUCUGCCAGGUAAUUUCUUUCUUUUUUAUAUGUUGAGAUUUUAAACGAGAAUGAGUUUCCAUGAAAAUUAAGACUGAAAAUUUUAAACCUAUUCCCAUUCUUGCGCAAAAAUGAAAAUUUCCCAAAUAUUUUCAAAAAAUUCCAAAAAACAAUUUUCAACGUAAUGAAACAGGGGAUUCUGUCAAACUCGCCUCGAAAAAAGUAGCGGGACUGCUGAAUGCGCUUCCUCCUUCGCUCUACAUCUUGGUCAUACUGGCAUAUUUAGAACAUUUUAUGUAUGUACAUUAAUUAAAAAUAUUUAUUUUUUUGGCUUUUGUAAAAUUCCAAAUUGGCCAAAUUGAGCCUCUGCACUGAAGGUGACGAAAGUAAAAAAAAAAUGCCGUGUGGAAACGAAAUUAAUGACCAUUUUUUGUAAAAUUAAUGACGCAGGUAUUUUUAACGUCCAACUUUGUCAUUAAAAUUACUGUAAUUUAAUGACCGGUGGAAAUGCGGCAUUCGAAUUUUCAAAUUGAAAAACCCGAUACACUUUAGUUUGACAAGAAACAAAUUUUUUUUUUGUUUUUAUUAUAGUGCAAAUUUUUAACAUUUUGAAUCACAUACAAAAUCUGUAGAAAAGACUAAAUCUAAAGUUUUGAAAAUUUGUAUUUAAGAAAUUAUUUUUGCAAUUAAAAAAAUUCAUAUUUUCACCAACACGUUUUCGUAUUAACAAAUAAAAACAUUUUUAGGUGAAUUUCGUUAUGGUAACAAUUUGAGCGAAUCUACCCAUAUUUUUUCCAUAGAAGUAUUUUACAAAGAUGUAUUAAAAAUAUUUUUUUUUUUUUUUAUUUAGUUUGUGAGAUUUUGAUGUUUUAAAUUUAUAUUGCGUUUCUGUUUGAAAUGUGCAGAUAUGUUUUGAACAUUUCAAAUAAUUAAAAAAACAAAAAAAUAAAUUUGGAAUAUCUAUUAACUUUUUUUAAUUUUUUUUAUACAUUUAUCACAUAAUUUUUUAUGAUGUUUUCUAAUAUUAUUUUAUGUUUUCGUCCAAUUGGCUACGAAAUUCCGUAAACACAUUUUGGCCCCAAUAACUUUAGUUAUUUAUUUUUUAUACCUCUAAAAAUGUAAUGGCAUUGAGAAGACAAUGCCUCUUAAGCGUGGCGAGCCCUUUUUUGAUAUAAUAAAUAACACGAGACAAAAAAUCAACAAGUUUUCGCUAGCAGAAAGUAUUUGUUUUGUCUUUAAGGAACUUAUUUUUUCAUUAAACAUCAAUACAAAAAUUUUAAAAACUGAAAUUGUAAAGUAUUGUGCUAAUUGUAAGCAAAGCGACACACAAAAAACCAAACACAAAAAAAUGUGCUGACAUGAAUUGUUUUUCUUGUAAAUUAAAGCUGAAUAAAAAAAAUCAUGAAUUUUAAUCGAGCGAUUUUGUACUAAGCAUAUUUAUUUAUAAAAAUUAUAUUUUAGUAACAAAAAGUUUAACUUAUGCGAAAAAACUGCAUGCAACAAUUAGUCUAAACACCAGACAUUGUGUAAGCUGCUAUGCAUUAAAGCUCCGCGCAAGCUCCUGCGAACGCUACCUUGGAGCUUUCUCAACUGUAACAUGAAGAUCAGCGAUUCUAUUUUUCAUAUUUAAGAGUUCGAAAUUAUUUAAAACUGAAACAAUUUAUUCAACAAAAGUAAUACAUACUCGAAAGCUUUGGGAGCACCUGCGUUGCCUGUUGUCUACGAGUACAAGCUGACUGUCGAAAA